GAUGAUAGGUAACCAGGUGCCACCAAUUCGGUACAACUGGCAGUAUUUAAUAUGACAGGCUAUUCCAGCUGGCAUCAUAUAAAUAAUUUUGAUAGCUUGAACUUCUCACUUACACAAACCCAGCUCACCCAAACAACUUAUAUAGUAUUCACAACACGGGCUGUGAGAGUGCUCUUACCAAAUCGACAUUCUAGAGGUUCAGUAUGAAUUAGAAUAAAUGAGUCCUUCAUUAACAAUAAGAUGCGCCGGCCGGACAAUACCGCGCCUGCUCCCGGGGUCUCAGGCAUUCCGUCUUAGACCUCUACAACAAGCUUCACCGAGGGGCUGGCCGUUAAGCAAGACCCCUUAUUUUCCAUACGGCCGCCGCUUCUCAAGUCUUCCACCAGGCCAGAGCAACGAAACUCAGGUACCACCAACAGGCGAGCCGCAAACAGCGCAACAACAACAACAACAACAACCCCCAAAACAGCGCCCAUCAUGGCGCACAUGGGUCCUCUUCAACCUAGCCGGCCUCAGCGGCGUAUUCGUCGUCGCAGUCGUGCUCAAGAGCAUAAACUCCCAAGACGGCGCUAAAAACGCCCCUCUAAACACCACGUCUUUCAGCCCCUUCACCAUCACCGCCAAAGAGCAGGUCUCGCCUACGGCUUUCGUGCUCAGCGUUCGCGCCGAGCGGCAGAAACCAGGGCGGGAUGGAGAGGGCGCCUCGUUGCUGCUGCUACGGCGGUCUUGGGACCAUGGGCUCUGGUCCGUGGAGAUCAAGCAGCCGCAGUUGCAGAUUGCGCGGCGUUAUACGCCUUUGCCUCCUCUGGAGGAGGAGAGGGAGGAGGCUGUUGGUAGUGGAGAUGGCGAUGGAGAAGGGGAGGAGCUAAGGUUUCUGAUCCGCAAGGUCGACGGCGGCGAGAUGUCGACGUACCUGUCGAAGCUACAUGUAGGCGAGAAGAUAUGGCUGCGGGGCCCGCACCUCGGGUUCGAUGUCGCGCGGCGGCUGGGCGAUGCUGGCAGACACAUCGUGUUUCUCGCCGGGGGCACGGGGAUAGCCCCCGCGUUGCAGGUUGCGCGGCGGGUGUUAGAGGAUCACGGCUCAGGCGCUGAUAUAAGUGGACAGAAAAAGGGGGAGAAGCCUACCGUCUCGAUCCUAUGGGCGAAUCGAUACGCUGCCGACGCGCUGGGACGACAGCAGCAACGGCACCCUCAAGGCUCUAGUACCAGCAGCGUACGAUCACCAUCAACCUGGUUCUGGCACAGCACAACCCAAACCCCAGCACCGUCUCCUACAACUGAUCAGCACACCUUUCAAACAACCGCAGAACCAACCCUCGCACACCAGAUCCGCGAGCUACAGCUCAAACACCCCGGCCACUUCCGCAUCUCGUACUUCGUCGACGAGGAAAGACAUUUCAUCGAAGAACAAGAUCUCCACCUUGUCCUAACAGACUUGUCGUCGUCGUCGUCGUCGUCGUCGUCAUCAUCAACCCCUGUGCUCCCUGCCUCUCCCUCGUGUACAUGGCACUCCCCAGCCCAGCUCGUAGCACUUCCCGACGACAACGACGCGGGACGACGGGCUUCGCCGUGUGCCUGUCUGCGGGACAACCCGUCCCCUGCACCUGCGCAGGCUGGGACAGGCGCGGAUCUGAUCUGCGUGUCUGGACCGGAUGGCUUUGUGGCGGCGUAUGCAGGGCCCAAACGCUGGUUUGGGGGGACUGAGAGGCAGGGCCCGGUGCGUGGGGUGCUGGGGCAGGUGAUGCAGGACGGGGGCGGUAAGACGGGGAGGUUGGGGCAGAACUGGCUUGUUCUUAAGUUAUAGGUAUGAGAUUAGAGGGAAAGGGAGGAAGGAGGGAUUGCUGUGAGCUGAGAGCAGGCUGGGUUUAGAGAAUGCUGUAGGUAGUUACAGCAUUGCCUACGAGGGGAUUGUAUGUAAUAUAUGGGGGUUAUACGAUGGGUUACUUGGUCCAAAUAGGAUACAGAACGUAUACAAGAUACGCCUGGGUUUAUAAACGGAUGAUUAUCAAAAGCGUAGUUAAAGUAUAUAAUGUAGCGUGUGAACUCCAGACUCCAAC
Daldinia decipiens is the source of this 2057-nucleotide messenger RNA. RefSeq lists its product as uncharacterized. The record is from RefSeq and is a predicted model, not a curated record. The transcript has a single exon. Gene Ontology annotation, molecular function: oxidoreductase activity. Bases 218 to 1804 code for a protein of 528 amino acids. Lineage: Eukaryota; Fungi; Ascomycota; Sordariomycetes; Xylariales; Hypoxylaceae.